CCUAGCUGGAGACAUAUUCGAGAGAGAUCUUGGCUGACCUGUUCCGUUUCCGCUUUGGACUUGUUUGGACCGUAAUAUCGUUGUGUCUCACGUGAAAAGACGAUUCAAUUUUUAACAUUUCGAAAAUGGCUAUGCACAUACCGAAAGCGCCUGGCGUAGCGCAGAUGCUUAAGGAUGGGGCCCGCUAUUUUUCGGGCCUGGAAGAAGCAAUCUACAGAAACAUUACGGCCUGCAAACAAUUUGCAGAUACUGUGAGAAGCGCAUACGGUCCUAAUGGCAUGAAUAAGAUGAUCAUUAAUCAUAUUGAAAAACUGUUUGUAACUAAUGAUGCGGCAACGAUUAUCAAUGAAUUAGAAGUGGAGCAUCCAGCUGCAAAGUUGUUGGUUUUUGCAUCAAAAAUGCAGGAAGCUGAAGUAGGAGAUGGAACAAACUUUGUUAUUAUCUUUGCUGGAGCAUUGCUUCACGCUGCAGAAGAAUUGCUUCGUCUAGGAAUUACGACUUCAGAGAUUGUUGAAGGUUACGAAAAUGCCUUGAAUAAAGCGCUCGAAAUCUUACCAACACUAGUUGUUCAUGAAGUGAAAAAUGUACAUUCUGAAGAAGAAGUAAAAAAGGGGAUUAGGACCGCUAUUAUGAGCAAACAAUAUGGAAACGAGGAUAUUCUCGCUUCUCUCGUUACCAAAGCUUGCAUUUCCAUCUUACCAGAGAAAACGACAUUUAAUGUCGACAAUGUGCGGGUUUGCAAGAUACUCGGAGGUGGCUUGAGCAAUUCCCAAGUGAUCCAAGGCAUGGUGUUUAAACGUCAUGCAGAGGGAGAAGUCACAAGAAAGACCAACGCGAAAAUCGCGGUUUAUACUUGCGCUGUGGAUAUCACCCAGACUGAGACCAAGGGUACCGUACUGAUAAAGACGGCCGAUGAGCUCUUGAAAUUCUCGCGCGGCGAGGAAUCGCUGCUGGAAAAUCAGAUCAAAGCGAUCGCCGACAGCGGUGCCGAGGUAGUGGUAUCAGGUGGAAAGUUCGGAAACAUGGCCUUGCACUAUAUGAACAAGUACAAUCUGAUGGCCGUUCGUAUCCCGAGCAAGUUUGAUAUCAGACGACUUUGCAAAACCGUCGGCGCCACCGCGCACUCAAAACUGAUACCUCCGUCGAAAGAAGAGUUGGGAUAUGCCGAUACGGUGCAUAUAGAGGAAUUGGGAGACACUUUAGUGGUGGUGUUCAAACUGGAUGGAAAGGAAAGUCGCGUUAGCACUGUGCUCGUGCGUGGUUCCACCGAGAAUUACAUGGACGAUAUCGAGCGCGCGAUCGACGACGGUGUUAACACCUUCAAGGGCAUCACAAAGGAUGGUCGAUUUGUCCCGGGUGCGGGUGCCACGGAACUCGAGCUUGCUGCGCAGUUGGCGUUAUAUGCGGACACGCUUCCUGGCCUGGAACAAUACGCAGCACGCAAAUUUGCCACUGCAUUGGAGAUAUUCCCUAAGACGCUGGCCGAGAGCAGCGGUACUCACGCUUCCGAGCUUCUAUCAAAGUUGUACGCAGCCCAUAAGGAGGGAAAGCUUAUUUUCAUUUAUUCGAUAAUCAUCUUCAGAUAAUGUGGUGAUGGUGCAGCUCUGAUCGAUACUGUCGAGGCAGGAAUCCUGGAUCUAUAUUUGACGAAGCAAUGGGCGAUGAAAUAUGCGGUUGGUGCAGCGUGCACAGUUCUCAAAGUAGAUCAAAUUAUUAUGGCGAAGAGGGCAGGUGGCCCGAAGGUUCCAUCAGGAGGCGCUCGUGAAGAAGAUGAUUAAUAAAGCACAAAUUGACAAAAUAA
Formica exsecta is the source of this 1801-nucleotide messenger RNA. RefSeq names its product T-complex protein 1 subunit theta (gene CCT8). Gene Ontology annotation, molecular function: ATP binding; ATP-dependent protein folding chaperone; ATP hydrolysis activity. Gene Ontology annotation, cellular component: chaperonin-containing T-complex. The transcript has 5 exons. Gene Ontology annotation, biological process: protein folding. The record is from RefSeq and is a predicted model, not a curated record. NCBI's taxonomy places the organism in Eukaryota, Metazoa, Arthropoda, Insecta, Hymenoptera, Formicidae.